AUGGAGUUCAACUCUACCGCCAGCCUCGACAUGCCGAGUGCUGCAUUGAGCCUGGUGCAUCCCAUCAGCCCUCGUAGCAUGCAAUUCCUGCAUCGCGGUCAGACCGAAGCGCAGGUCAUCGACAUCCUUUUCAAGGUCAUCUACGUACCCGAGACGACUGGACAUCGCGUGUGGCUGCUCAUCAGUCAGUUCGAGUGCCUCUUGGCUAUUGGCAUCAGUUUCAUCCUGCUCAUCAGGAAGAAAGCGUUCGGCAACCUUUGGCUCUUGAACAGGAGGGACUCGCCUUUUGGCUCGUUCUACGUGACCAACGCAGUUUUCUGUUUGGUGCUCGGCGUGGCGGGGUAUCUGUUCGCGUGGGUUGUGACGGCCAUCGUGAUCGCUACAUUUUCGUUUGUCAAGAUCCCCUCGUAUGCGUGGUGGUGGACCAUUCCACUGCCGUUUGCACCUCUCAUUCUUGGUGCCGAGCUGGGACUGCACGGCUUCAUCUUGGGUUGCAGCCCUAGAUCGCCGUUGUCUCCGUUUAGCGCUGCGCACCGCAACAAGUGGAAUUAUCUUCCGGUGAUCAAGAAUGCCUUGAUCGCUAACGCGGCGCUCUUUGUAACACCGGUCGUCUUUGUUGUCACCACAUGCGUCCUCUCUGGCUUUGCCGGUCAUGCCUAUUUUCACGCCAAACAUCUGGCUAGAGAAAUCCUCCCUGCCGACAUUGUCAGCGCCAUCGUGGCAGCGAGUCAUCAUCGUCUCGACGACCCAGCUUUUAGAGCAACCCAGGCCUCGGAUCAACUCAUCUGGGCCUCGCGUCGAGUAGCAGCCGCUUACUUUGAAUCGCAUCGAUACGUCUGCAUCAAUCUGAUCGUAUCCACCAUCGCCGCGUUCGGCAUCUGGGUGCCUUGCUGCAUCUACGGCCUCCCCAACAGCUCCAGUCUGGUCAACUACGCAUGCUCCCGCUGUCCGACUCGACCUCCUUCUUCGUACGGCUACUUCCGCAAAUCCUGGUGGUUGGUCACCAAGGGUCGGCCCACCGAAGAGACCAACAACAGCACCAACGAUCUCACCUUGAACAUUUGGAAGAUGACGCUGUUCGCUCAGGGCUACAUCUGGCUGAUCGCCGUUGCCGCUCCUGGAUUCGGUAUGGUGCCGAUCUACAUCGUCGCCAAUUCCUUUCCCAAGCAGGUCAAGCGUGGAAACAUCAGCUCAACGCUUCGUGACUCGAUCAUCAUCGUCAGCUGCAUCAUCUUCAUGACGUGCGUGUUUUACAUCUUCUUUUGCAGGAUCAUCUCUAUAGAGCCCCUCUUCCGGUCGGCUAUCGGCGUCAAUCUGAUUCGCAGUCAGGUUCCGAUCGAGAUCAAGCGUGUCGAGCGCGAGACAUACCGCGAUGGGGGCAGGAAAAAUGGCAAUGCUCCACCGUGCAUGAUCGUCGUUGAGGACGUCGAUUUGGAGGCGGAGGAUGAAGGGGAUGGGACGAAGAGGAAAUCGUAUCGUAGUUCUCUUGGGAGCUCUGCGUUGCGAGUGGAGAUCGAUAAGACUCGGAGGUGUGUUCGAGCAAAAACGGUUCUCCAACGGUAG
Pseudozyma hubeiensis SY62 is the source of this 1563-nucleotide messenger RNA. Its product is annotated as fructose 1,6-bisphosphate aldolase. Bases 1 to 1563 code for a protein of 520 amino acids. The transcript has a single exon. NCBI's taxonomy places the organism in Eukaryota, Fungi, Basidiomycota, Ustilaginomycetes, Ustilaginales, Ustilaginaceae. The record is from RefSeq and is a predicted model, not a curated record.